AUUGGUCUAUUCGUUCACUGACGCUGUUCUAAACUUUUCCAGCCCCCUUCAUCUUCAAUCCUCUUAUCCUUUUGUUGCUAAAUAAAGGUAGAAGAGAUCAUCGGGUUUUGCUUUUCAAUCGGCGACGGCUGUUUUCUGAGCGGUAAUGGACGUAAUGUCGCGGCGAACCACAUCUUCCUUGAAUCCAAACGCUCCAUUGUUCGUUCCAUGGGCUUAUCGGACGGUGGAAGAUUUUUCCGACCAAUGGUGGGAACUGGUCCAGACUUCUCCUUGGUUUCGCGAUUACUGGCUCCAGGAGUGCUUCCAAGAACCUUCCCAAAACGGCGACCUUGAUUGUCCCCAUUACGACGGCGAUGAGCCUUUCCUCCCCGAAAUCGAUUUUCUCUUCGAUGGCUACGGCGGCCAGCAGGAGGAUGAACAAGAGAAGAACUAUUACAGGGAUCUUGUUUCGUUGGGAGCCUUGAAGUGGCGUAGGCCUCGAGGAUCCUCAGAUAUUCCCAAGUACUCAGAGAAAGCCCCUAAGAUUGUGAAUGUGAAGGUCAACCCUCGCCCAAUUCAACAGCCGAGGUAGAGAGAGAGUCGGUUUCCGGCAUGGUUUGUUUGUCGGAACGAGAGAGGGGCAGGCAACAGACUUAUGAAAUCAAGUGUAGUUACGUUGUUGUUUUUGUUCAUCCGUCUCCUUUUUUCUUCUUCUUUCUGUAAAGAGAAGUUGCUUACUUUUAGUUUUCAGAGUUUCUUUGUUCUUCGUUGUCGUUUGUAGUUUCUUGUAAAUUUACCAAAAAACAAAAAAACAUUUUCCGCUUAUGAGAAGAGAGAAUUGUCUGGUCGCUCUUCUUACUUUGAUUCA
Nelumbo nucifera (sacred lotus) is the source of this 847-nucleotide messenger RNA. RefSeq names its product protein EARLY RESPONSIVE TO DEHYDRATION 15-like. Lineage: Eukaryota; Viridiplantae; Streptophyta; Magnoliopsida; Proteales; Nelumbonaceae. The record is from RefSeq and is a predicted model, not a curated record.